This is a messenger RNA of Daphnia magna, 832 nucleotides long. Its product is annotated as superoxide dismutase [Cu-Zn], chloroplastic. The coding region runs from base 171 to 707 and encodes 178 amino acids. Gene Ontology annotation, biological process: removal of superoxide radicals. The record is from RefSeq and is a predicted model, not a curated record. The transcript is spliced from 2 exons. Gene Ontology annotation, molecular function: superoxide dismutase activity; copper ion binding. NCBI's taxonomy places the organism in Eukaryota, Metazoa, Arthropoda, Branchiopoda, Diplostraca, Daphniidae.
UCUCGAUAAAUUAAAUUAAGCGUAAGAAAUCUAAAGACAGCUGGUUUUGAGAGCGGGAAAGUGUGCGCCAAACACAUAACACACGCCUAUAUAAAGGCAAGUCAACACCAGUUCUUUCUUCGUCAGUCUUCCUCCUGUGCCCAAUUCGUCCACAAGAGUAGUACGAAACGAUGCCGUCGUCUGCUGCUUUGUUUUGCUUGUUGGUGUCCAUGUUGGCUGGAUCCUGCUGGACACAGGACCUGAACGCUCGCGUAUUUUUGGCUGGAAAAUCACCAGUCAGUGGUGUCCUCGAUUUGACCGAAUCAGCAGCGGCCGGUGGAGUGCGGAUCGUCGGCCGGAUCACUGGAUUGACGCCGGGCAAACAUGGCUUCCACGUUCAUCAAUUCGGCGAUGUAUUCAGCAAAGGAUGCGAUUCCACUGGCCCCCAUUACAAUCCCCGCAAAGCUCUUCACGGUGCCCCUCACGACGGCCCUGAUCAGCGUCACGCUGGAGACCUGGGCAACAUUGUGGCCGAUGACCAGGGACUAGCCGUCAUCAAUUUCGUCGAUACCGUCGUCUCACUUAGCGGGCCAGAGUCCAUCCUGGGACGGGCUUUUGUCGUUCACGCUGCCGAAGACGAUCUCGGACGCGUUGAGAACGAAGGCAGCACCAAGACGGGCAAUGCAGGUGCCCGUCUCGCUUGCGGCAUUAUCGCCAUCGUUCCAUAAUUUCAUUUAAUUUGUUUUUUAAAAGUUAUUUUUAUCACGAAAGUUGCAAAAAAUGAAUCUCAUUAUAGAAUGUAUAUCGGGGCAAAUAUAAAACGAGUCAAAUAAAUGGCCUUAUUUUCAAUCGA